Molecule: messenger RNA, 1758 nt
Organism: Chaetomium globosum CBS 148.51
Lineage: Eukaryota; Fungi; Ascomycota; Sordariomycetes; Sordariales; Chaetomiaceae
Exons: 2
Coding region: 1-1758 (585 amino acids)
Molecular function (GO): iron ion binding; steroid hydroxylase activity; heme binding
Source: RefSeq, a predicted model, not a curated record
AUGGCGCAGGAGUCGCUCACCUCGCCAGAGACGCUCUUCGGCGGACGCGCCGCCUUUACGGCCGCGGCCUUACUGCUGCCGCUCAUUCUCACCUACGCUUUCACAGCGCUCAGCGCGCACUGGAGCAGGCAUGUGCGCGGCAGCGGUGACCCCCCGCCGGUGCCCUACACCAUACCAGGCAUAGCCAACACAUUGCAGUUCGCCUACGACACGGAGGGCCGCUCACACCACCCCAGCAAACGCUUCGGCAGCGUGCCCUUCCGGCUCAACGUCGGCUUCGAAAACAUGUACUACAUACCCCACGGCGAAGCCGUGCAGGCCAUGUUCCGGGCGGCGCGCGAACUGUCGAUGAAGCCGAUCAUCGUGGUAGCGAUGCGCGACCAGUUCGGGAUGCGGCCGGCGGACGUGGCCGUGUUUGAGCGCGACGGCUCCGGCGACACGGCCAAGCCGCUCGACGGCUGGGAGCACAUGGACCCGGCCCACCGCGUCUUGUACAACCAGCACCGCGACCUGGCCGCCAUGCUUAGUGGUGCGCCGCUGGAUGGCAUGGUGCGCCGGUUUACGGACAAUUACGCGGCGCAGCUGCGGAAGCCCGCGGUGGAGGUGGGGGAGGACUGGGUGGAGCUGCCGGAUUUGUAUGCGUUUCUACGAGGGGAGAUGUUCCAUGCCGCGUGUGAGGGUCUGCUUGGGGAGCGCAUCUUCGAGGUGUGCCCGGAUUUUUCGCGCGAGUUUUGGGAGUUUGACACGCACUUGAUCACCUACCUGCGCCGGACGCCGCGCUGGAUGGCCCCGAGGGCAUAUGCCGCCCGUGACAAGGUGCUGGCGUCGCUGCAGAAGUGGUACGAGCACGCCCGCGCGGAGCUCGACUACCGCGACCCGGCCCUGGCUGGCGUCGAGUACGAGCCCAUUUGGGGCUCCCGCUUGAUGCGGAUGCGCGCUGAGAUGUUUGACAACGCUGGCUUCUCGCUGGAGGGCUGCGUGAGCAUGGACUUGGGUUUCCUGUGGGCGUCCAACGCCAACGUGAUCCCUGCGACGGGCUGGGUGCUGCUGAACGUGCUGCUCUCGGAGAACCUGAAGGAGCGCGUGACGGCUGAGUUGGCUGAGUGCUUUGACGAGGGCAAGGAUGCCUUCGACGUGUCGGCGCUGUGCAGCAAGCCGCUGCUGAACGGCGUCUACCUCGAGUCGCUGCGUUUCUGUGCCGCCACCACCUCAGCCCGCAACCCCGUGACGGACGACUUCAAGCUGCGCGGGUGGGCCAUGCCGCGGGACUCGCUGAUGCUGUCGAUUGUCUGGUUUGGCGCGCACGACCCCAAGUUCUGGAACCAGGGGCGCAUCGGCCGGGACGGGAAGCCCGAGCACCCGCUUGACAAGUACUGGGCCGAGCGGUUCCUCGAGUACCCCGACGACCCUGCCAGCGGCCCGGUGCGCAAGUCGGAUGAAGUGAUGAACUCCGCACCUUCCAAGCCGGGGGAGAAAACUUCCGAGGACGACAAAACGGCGAAACCCAUCAACCACACUGCCGCUCUGCAGGGUUACUUCUACCCCUACGGCGGCGGCAGCAGGAUUUGCCCGGGCCGGCACCUGGCCAAGCAGGAGAUGUUGGUUGCGGUGGCCGGCAUAAUGAAGGAGUUUGAGAUUGAGCUGCUCGAUCCUGUUUCGGCACGACAGGCGAAGCCCGACAUGAGAGUGUUCCCGACGGGUGCCAUGGGUCCAGAUCGGAAACUGCCGGCGAGGAUACGAAGGCGGAAACGGUGGUAG